This is a messenger RNA of Thermothelomyces thermophilus ATCC 42464, 1310 nucleotides long. RefSeq lists its product as uncharacterized. The record is from RefSeq and is a predicted model, not a curated record. The coding region runs from base 31 to 1149 and encodes 372 amino acids. The transcript has a single exon. NCBI's taxonomy places the organism in Eukaryota, Fungi, Ascomycota, Sordariomycetes, Sordariales, Chaetomiaceae.
GCCGACGGCAAGCUCCAUGGCGACCAGCCGAUGCCCUACACGCCCAGCGGCGGCAUCGGCACUAACGGCUCGGACCCCAUCUACAAGGUAGCCAGCGACUUUGAUUACCAGUCUCUCGCGCUGGCGCUUUACCACGAGUGGAUCGAGCUCGACCUGUUCCACUGGGGACUGGCGACCUUCUCGGAUGAGGAAUUCGAGGCGUACGGCAUCACGGGCGAGGACCGCCACCUGCUGCAGCACAUGGCCGACCAGGAGAUCGGGCACGCGUCCGUCGUGGCCAACAUGCUCGGCCCCAGCGCGCCCAAGCAGUGCACGUACAACUACCCGGUGUCCAACGUGCGCGAGUACAUCGACUUCAACCAGAAGCUCACCCGCUGGGCCGAGGCGGGCGUGUACGGCUUCCUGCCGCACCUCAACUCGGGCCCGGCCGCCAACAUGCUGCUCCAGAGCAUCACGGUCGAGGCCCGGCAGCAGCUCAUCUUCCGCCAGUUCGGCGGCCAGUUCCCCAUGCCCGAGUGGCACACCCCGGGCAUCCCGCAGAGCUGGGCCUGGACCCUCCUGGCCCCCUACAUCAGCUCCUGCCCGCACAACCAGACGCGCCUGGUCUGGCAGAACUUCCCGGCCCUGCACAUCCUCAACCAGCCCAACCCGGCCCGCAUCGACGGCUCCGCCGUGUGGGGCGAGACCACGGGCGGGUACGCCAACACGCUCUCGACCGAGGGCAUCCCCGAGGACGAGCUCUGCGUCAACGCGACCGACGACGAGCUGUCGGACUGCCCGGCCGCCAUCUCGCAGAACCGGUCGAUCCCGCUCUCGUACCCGGGCCGCGAGGUGUUCCUCCGCUGGGACGCGCCCGGGCAGCUGGUGGGCCCCAACAACAGCUACGUGACGACGACGAGCGCGGCCGAGCCCAGGUUCGCCGCCUGGCUGUCCCAGCUCAACGUCACCUACACGCCCCUGCUCGGCGUCAGCCUCGAGCACCGCACCGCCUACACCAUCCAGCCCAACGUCUCGACCUGGAAGAACGACCCGGCCGUCAACGGCACCAUGUUCCUCGCCCUGACCGACGUCGACCUGUACGUCACGCCCUACAACGUCUCCAUGAUCAACCCGCACGUUGCCGCCCUGGCCGUGUACCAGGCCGGUUGAUUAAUCUAGGUUUCUUUCGUCGUUUCGGUAGAGGAGGAGAGUGGUUUAUGGAAAAGAUUCGGGAAUGAUGAACGAGGAGACGAAAAGACGGAGCGUACCAAGGGGCGCCAGCGGUGUGCUCAUUUGUAUAAUUGACGUGACUCUAGCCAACGAGUGUGGCU